Molecule: messenger RNA, 1177 nt
Organism: Polistes canadensis
Lineage: Eukaryota; Metazoa; Arthropoda; Insecta; Hymenoptera; Vespidae
Product: nucleoporin Nup43
Exons: 7
Coding region: 106-1143 (345 amino acids)
Cellular component (GO): nuclear pore outer ring
Molecular function (GO): protein binding
Source: RefSeq, a predicted model, not a curated record
UGACUUUAGAAUAAUGCGUGUCUUCUUAGCGCGUGAUCGUGAUUUGUAACUCCGUAUAAAUAUUCUUGUUUUAUCGAAAUUUUGACAUAAAGUAUAUUUUAAAAGAUGAGUGAAAAUGUGCAAGGAACGUUUAUUUCUCAAAAGAUAUCAAAGAUAAGAUGGAAACGGGAAGAAUUUGCAGAAAUGAAAAGUUUUUUAACCGGCAGUUGGGAUGAUCCGGUAAACAAAAUAACGCAUUGGUCUCUUACAACAAAUGAUGAUGAUGAAACGUAUCCAGUUGUUGUAUCUGAAUAUUCAUUCCUUGGUGAUGUCACAGAAAUAAAGUUCAUAAACAGUAGCUUUUUUGUUGCAUCAUCGUCUUUGGGCUCGAUCAGACUAUUACAAAUUCAAGAGAACCCGGUUCCUCAAUUUAAAGAACACAUGGCAUGGGAAUUUAUACAUAGUUUUAAAACAUUAGAUUACGCUCCAUGUACUGCACUUUCUAACUUCGAACAAGAUAUAGUUUCUGUGGGGGAAGAUGGUAAAAUAAACCUUCUAACAACAACGCAAAAGAAACCGGUUAGAGUAAUUGAGAAUGCAGAUAGUUGUUCAAUUUAUUGCGUUGACUUUUUACGACAUAGUGAAAUACUGACAGGUAAUUUGCGAGGACACAUGAAAGUUUGGGACUUAAGAAACGAUCAAGAUAUACCGGCAACUACCUUUAUGCUUUCGGAUGAGACUAAAACCGAAGCUAUGAGUAUUGCACAUCAUCCCACGCAGAGGCAUAUAAUAGUUGCAGGUGGUGGCGAUGGUAGUUUAACUGUAUGGGAUUUAAGACAUCAUACUUAUCCCAUAUCACAGCUUAAUGCUCAUGCAAGAGCAGUGAGCGAAAUAAUGUUUCAUCCAGAUAGACCAGAAAAUUUAUUUACAUGUUCGACCAGUGGUGAAUUAUGGCAUUGGAACAAUUCGCAGCAAUCCAAACUUAGAUUAGAUUCAACGGAUACUCAUUGGUUGAAUACAAUAGGAACAAAUAGUAAUAUCAAUGUUACAUCGCUCUGUUGCGUCAUGCAUAAACCAAUAAACAGUAUUGAUAUUGAUAAAUCCAGUUUAUUAUUUGGAUGUGAUAACGAAGCUAUGUAUAUUGUUAAAAAUGUAGCUAUAUAACAAUUUAAUAGAAUAAAUAUUCAUUUUUAUACUG